Molecule: messenger RNA, 420 nt
Organism: Triticum turgidum subsp. durum (durum wheat)
Lineage: Eukaryota; Viridiplantae; Streptophyta; Magnoliopsida; Poales; Poaceae
Source: the annotation of a GenBank genome assembly
AUGGCGGCGGUCGCAGCUCGCGCCGGUGCAGCACGGGUCGGGUUCCGGCGGAUGUUCUCCGUCUCCGCCUUCGCUCCCCCGCCUCCCCCCACCGCUCGCCCCGCGGCGGAGCCCUGCAACAACCUCUUCGUCUCAGGUUUGAAUAAGCGGACGACAUCUGACGGACUGAGGGAAGCCUUCUCGAAAUUUGGCCAGGUUACUGACGCAAGAGUCAUCACUGAUAGAAUAUCUGGAUACUCUAGAGGGUUUGGCUUUGUGAAAUAUGCAACCGUAGAAGAAGCCGGUGAGGGCAUAAAAGGCAUGGAUGGAAAGUUCCUUGAUGGUUGGGUGAUAUUCGCGGAGUACGCCAAGCAGAGAGAAGCCCAGCAGCUGCCACAAUCAGCUGGGACACAGUCAUCUGGCUACCAAUACCCUAGCUAG